Molecule: messenger RNA, 1743 nt
Organism: Effrenium voratum
Lineage: Eukaryota; Dinophyceae; Suessiales; Symbiodiniaceae
Source: the annotation of a GenBank genome assembly
AUGGCUCGGUUGGCUCCCUGGAGGACUGGGUGGUUGCCGCUUGCCGGGCACCAUUUCCGGCACAGGUGCGAGUCCUUCGGGCGAUGGGAGGUGCUGGCCCCGCCGCGGCGCUUCUUUUCCGAAGAGAGCAUGCGCUCCACCACGUGGCGGCGGAAGGCCGGCCAGCUGCAAAGGUCUUUGGAGAUGGAACCUGACAACCCCCGGCGUCUGGCCGAGCUGCUCAGGACCUUGAACCAUUAUGACCCCCAGCAGGUGAUUCGGCUCUUCGAGCAGAGGGACCCCAAGGUGGCCUUCAAGAACCCAGAGGCGGUGCGCGAGUACGUCCGAGCGCUGGUCUUGGCCAAUCGCUUGGACUUUGUGGAUUUGGACGUGGUGUUGGGCAAGCAAUGGGGCCGGGAGCGCUCCCGCUCGCCCAUCCGCGUGUGCGAGCUCAGCGCCGAGGAGCAGGAGGCCUUCCUGACGGACUUCGCGCAGCAGUAUUGGCUCCCACCAGAUGUGGGCUCGCCGCCCUGGACGGGCUCACGGGGGUCCCGGCUGCGACAGUACCGGGAACGCCUGGUAGCAGAGGUCGAGAAGAAUGUCAAGGACCUGGAGCCGUGCUGUGGGCCCUUGGGAGACAACUUCCAGAUGGCCGUGACCGGCCUGCGCUGGCAGCGCUUCGUUUUCCUAGACGAUCUGGCGCGCAUGAGCGACGUGCUUUUCCGGGGCCCCAUCCUGGCGCAACAUGCGCACGAGGUGGAUGCCCGGCUGCACCUGGCAUGGCGCAAGGUGCGGUCCCAGAUCCCGGACCUGGCCGUGUUUGCCCGCGCCACGGCCAACUACCGGGUGUCCGCCGUGCGGGUUGCGAUGAUGUUGGAGACGGGCAGGCCAUCGGAGGCCGCCGCUUACGAUGGCCAGUUCCAGCUGCCGGACCCCAGGACACUCUCCAGUUUGCUGUCCUUGCGCUGCGAGAAGGAUGAGGCCGAGGAGCUGGCAGAGCUCUAUCGCCUGCUCUGCCAAAAGCUGCAGGGCACGACUUGCACGCACUGCCACCAGCCCUUUGACGAGGGCUCGUCUGCAGGCCUCUUCGAUGGGGAUCAGCUAGCGGUUCCGGUCACCGUUCCCAAGGUCUUGGUGCCGCAGUGUGGCCAUGCGAUCCAUACGCUUUGCUUCGGCUCACAAGUCAUCCCAGAUGAUGGCGACCAGUGCCGAGGCAGAUGCCGCCGCUGUGGGGUGCCCUACGCAUGGACGGGCAUCGAUGUGGAGCCUAUGGUGAACGCCUUCUGCAUGAUGUUUGGCCCUUACGUGGACAAGCGAUCGCAGGACAUGAUCGCGCAGCAUCAACUCUCGUCCAGCGUCAUCACCAGUAUCUCACAGGUCUGCGUGACGUUCUCCCUGGAGAUUGGGGGGCUCAUCAGCCCCAGCUCCUCGUGGCAGCUGCUCUCCCUCCGCCACAGCUUCGCGCAUCCGGAGAUGGUGCAGACCAUCGGAGAGGAGGUGCUACGGUUGCUAACCCUGCCGGAGGAUGAGCACUUUGAGGUUCCCAUGCUGGUGCCAGCGCUACCGUGCGAGGACUGUGACUGUGAGGAUCGCGAUCUGCACGUCGGCUCGCCCUCUGAAGAGGAGCCGGAGCCGGAUCCUGACAGCGAGCCGUCACCAGAGGAGGACUUCGGCCCGGAGCCGGGCGCGGCCAUGCUCAGCCAGCUGGUGCAAGGUUGUGAUGGGGACUCCAGCAUCAACGGCCUCAUGCCGACGGUGCAGUGA